GGAACUCGGGCAGAUGUUUGGUCCAUAGCACGAGGGCUCCAGUCCCCCAUGGGCUACCGUGCCGUAAAUUACCCUCAACCGACGAUUCUUUCGCGUAGGCAGCAGCAGCCAGUCUCGACGAUGUUAACGACAACAAUGGCCACCGGUGUCGACGCUUCUGUCUCUUGUGAGCCAGCCUUAAGAGCCACGUGACAGGCGCGAGAAACACGCAUUUUCACGCAGCACACGUGCCCGUAGACUCAUACAAAGGCUCGCAGAAUUCGCUAGAGGCUCCUUCGAGCCGUAUCGGGGCUCGCUUCUUCCACCACGUGGUCGAAGACGUGCUCUCGUGCCCGUCUCGUGGAAGAGGAGUCAAGCGAAGAUCUUUCCUCGUGAGAUCCUCUCCGAGUUUGACUCGUGCCCGGCCGUGAAUUAUCCGUGCGAUUCAAACGUUCGCGCAACUCCAAAUAUGCGUAUCGUACGAUCGGUCGUCGACAGUGCGUGCGAGUGAAACGGCACAGAGAGAUUUCGUCGACGAGUGUGCAACGCGAAGAGAACGAUCUCUUGUGGUGUGGCAUCGCUUUUGUGGCAGCUCUGCAAUUUCGACACGGCCAAAGAAGGAGGGAUAUGUCGUUGAAAGCGUGCCGUACGCGAGUGCAUUUCGAGAGGACGUUUGACGCUCGAGUGUGACCCGCGAGCAUUGGACGCGUCCAGCUGCACAGGAUCGAUGAAAUCAACGUUUAGACGAUGCAGUUCGUUGAGAUCGACCAGCACGCGCCGUCACACGAGCGCCACUCCCGCUGACUCAGGAUACCGAGCUGUCCAGUGAAGAGUCCACAACCGUUGAAGGAAUUCGUGGGUCGCUGCCAGACGAUGCCAUCGCGGGUGAAAAAGUCUUUCUGCGGUUGCCUUCAGGAUGACGAGCCACCGGAAAUCACGUAUUGCGUUGUGGAGCACACGGGUACGCUCACGCUUCAAGCGAUGACGCCCACCCUGCCGAUGCCUGCCGAGGAGGAACUGAACAAGAUGUUCCUCGAAUUGGUCGACGAGCUGGACCUGACCCAGGCCAACCGGCAGGCGGUUCUGGCACUUCCGGCGAACAAAAAGUGGCAGAUAUAUUGCUCCAGGAAAGGUAACGGCACGCUCGAGAAUGGCGGAUUACGAACUACAGACCUGAGCGGGGAUCCCGAGGAUUACAUCAAUAGGCUGAGAACAAUAGCCAAUAGCCCUUUCCCCGAAGAGGGUGAGGAAGUUUCGAACCAGAUGCGACAAACCGAAGCCUUAAAGACUGCUCUGAGGACCCAGCCGCACAGCUUCGUCCUCAGGUUCAUAGAACUCGACGGACUGAACGCCCUGUUGCAAGUUCUUGGAACUAUGGACGCGGAGGCAGCCAACAGCAACCUCCAUACAAGCGUGAUAGGAUGUUUAAAGGCGUUGAUGAACAAUUCGAAUGGAAGAGCACACGUAUUGGCUCACCCUACUGCCAUCAAUACGAUAUCUCAGUCGCUGGCGACUGAAAAUAUCAAGACAAAGAUAUCCGUUCUGGAAAUCCUGGGUGCCGUUUGCUUGGUUCCAGGUGGUCAUCGAAAAGUCUUGGAAGCGAUGCUACAUUUCCAGCAGUAUCAUUCCGAACGAACGCGUUUCCAGAGUAUCAUAAACGACCUGGACAAAAACUUCGGCAUCUACAAGGACAAUCUGUCCCUGAAAACGGCGAUAAUGUCAUUUAUCAACGCGGUGUUGAAUUACGGGCCUGGCCAGGUGACUUUGGAGUUUAGGUUGCAUCUGAGAUACGAGUUACUGAUGCUUGGCAUUCAGCCGAUCAUCGAAAAGCUGAGGAAGUACGAGAACGAAACGUUAGACAGGCAUUUAGACUUUUUCGAAAUGGUGAGGAACGAGGACGAGAAAGAAUUGGCGAGGAAGUUCGAGAAGGAGCACGUAGACACGAAGAGCGCUACGGCGAUGUUCGAUCUGUUGAGGAGGAAACUCAGUCACACCGCUGCGUACCCUCACUUGUUGAGUCUUUUGGAACACUGUCUUUUACUACCUCUCGAUUAUGGUUCCCAUCCCCAACACUGGCUGCUAUUCGAUCGGAUCGUGCAACAAAUCGUUCUCCAGUCGGAAGGAAAUGACACUGGUGUCACGAGGAAUCCCGACGUCAUGCCGAUUGAGAUCAACGUGAAGGAAAUUGUUCACUUGCUCGCAAAGGAGGAAGAACUCGUCGCAGCUAGGAAGAAGGCCGAAGAGUUGGAGCGAGAAAACUCCGAUAUGUCGAGCAGAUUGGCCAAGAAGGAACAAGAGUUAGAUCUGAGAACGCAGGAGAAAGAAGACAUAGAAGCUAGUUUGGCAAGGGUGAAAGAACGCCUCGAGAAAGAGACGUCGAUGCACAUAGAAACGAAGCAGAGGAUUUCGGAAUUGCAAGACAACCUCGAGACGCUAUCGCGACAGAUAAACAACGAAAAGUCGGAGAGAAAGAGGCUGGAACAAUUGGUGGCUUCUGGUAGUUUACCGGACGACGCGAAAGCGACGAUUAAAAUUGUCGAGGACGAGGUACUUGAGAAAGUUGAAUCGAAACCAAUGCCACCGCCGCCACCGCCUCCACCAUUGGCACCACCACCACCUCCUUGUUUGAUGCCCGCAGCUCCUCCUCCAAUGAAGGUGGAGAUAAUAAAAAAUGUUCCUCAACCAAGCAAUCCCUUGAAGUCCUUCAACUGGUCGAAGAUUCCGGAACAGAAAUUGCAAGGCACUAUAUGGUCAGAACUCGACGAUACGAAAUUAUACAACGUUAUGGAUCUGGAGUCGAUCGAUAAAAUUUUCUGCGCUUAUCAAAAGAACGGUGUGUCCGCGGAGGGUUCGAUCGAAGACCUCCGGACUUUGGGAAAGAACAAGAAGACCAUGUCGGUGAUUGAUUCCAGAAGAGCUCAGAACUGCACGAUUUUGUUAUCAAAAUUGAAAUUGUCCGACAACGAGAUCACUAGAACCAUCCUUUCAAUGGACCAACAGAAUAUUCUACAUAUAGACAUGGUUGAGCAACUACUGAAAUACAUCCCAUCGUCGGAAGAGGCUGCUCUCUUAGACAUACAUCAGAAAGAGCUUCAAAGCAGAGCUGAUUGUUUCUUAUACCAAAUAUCCAAGUACGUAGCACCAUAGUUUUCCUCUAGUGCUU
This is a messenger RNA of Frieseomelitta varia, 3142 nucleotides long. RefSeq names its product disheveled-associated activator of morphogenesis 1 (gene DAAM). The coding region runs from base 853 to 3126 and encodes 757 amino acids. The transcript has 8 exons. NCBI's taxonomy places the organism in Eukaryota, Metazoa, Arthropoda, Insecta, Hymenoptera, Apidae. Gene Ontology annotation, biological process: positive regulation of actin filament polymerization; actin cytoskeleton organization. Gene Ontology annotation, molecular function: small GTPase binding; actin binding. The record is from RefSeq and is a predicted model, not a curated record.